GCUUGACUUGAGCUUGGAAUGUCGUUGACCCCAUGCACGGCAUUCAUUCCCGGCCACCUCCCCUUGCAGCCUGCGCGACACUCGUGCACGUCUCACACGUGGCCGAAAACCGCUGCGGUUGCGGUGCUGAUUGCACCGCGCACGCGCUCGGUGCGCGGCUGGAAACAGCGGGCUUUUCUGCGGAGCGGGGUCGUCUCCCAAGCGCCAGAGCUCCUGGAGGCAGAAAGCGAAGAAGAGAGGCUGCAGCGAAUGCUGCUGGACUUGGGGGAGUUCGAGUUGCUGGAAGGCUCUUCAUCUGAGCUCUUACAGAGAGCUUUCACCAGCCUCCGCAACACCAAGGGCGGUAAGGAGGCCAAGGAGCGCCUUCCAAGCAGCUCGGAGCUGCUCGGGCUUUUUGCCAGCGCAGUGCUGCAAGAUCCCAGCAACGUGGAGGCCAUCUUUGGGAUGGGUGUUUUCCUGGAAGUGUCACAUCGCCCCAUGGAGAUGCUGCGCUGGAUGGACCUAGUUUUAGAGCUCCAGCCGAAGCACCUGGGCGCAUGGGAGGCGCGCUCCCGCGCUCAGGAGCACCGUGGGCGGCUUUCAGAGGCCUUGGCGGGCUAUCGGCAGUUGGCGUCUCUGGACACCGCCCGGACGCGGCCCCGCGAUGCCUUGCUGGAACAUCAGCAGGUCUAUGUGCUACCUAUGGAGGUUUGGAGCGAGGGAGUGGCUGAAGACUUGCAGGUGGCGGCCAAGCAUGUUGACAGGGAAUGGCAAGAGAAUGCCUACGAUCCGCCGCGGGACAUAGCUUCAGAUCGAAGCUUUUCGGUGAUGGCCUGGGAUGAUGUGCUUUGCGAGGAAUUGCUGAGGCAUCUGGAGGAAUCGGUGAAGGACCAUUUUGAAUACAUCUUCACGAACCGGCAUGUGUUUGGAGCCGACGAAGAUCAUCAGGGUCCGGCGGCGAACAUGUGGCUGCCAUCGCAGAGGGCCCCAUCCAACGCCGCAGAAGUAGCAGCCCGAAGCAUCCUGCGACACCUCCUGAAGGAGGAGAUCACUGAGUUUGCUGGCGUGGAGUAUUGGGCGCGGGUGCGCUCCUUCAACCUGGGUGCUCGGUUCCACUAUGAUGCAGAUGUGGAUGCAGAGGAGCGUGAAUGGGUCCAGGGCAACCCCUGGCGCCCCUGGACGUCCUGCGUUUUUUACCUCACGACUGGUGGGCCCACGGUGGUCCUGGAGCAAGUCCUCUCACCUGAAGGGCAUCUCACGCCGUCCUUGCCUGCGUGUGGCCACCUUUGUGUGCCCAAGCGGAACCGGCUGCUGGUGAUGCGAGGCGAUCUGUUUCACGGUUCGCUGCCGGUGAAGGUGUGGUUAGACAGCGACGAGUCGCGGAAAGUCUUUAUUUUCAACUUCUGGCGCCGGCAUCGCCCCACAGCACCCAGUUGUCAAGAACCAUGUCUUGCUCGACAUGUGGCCAUGCAGCCACACCUCUUGCAGGACUCCGAGGUUCAGAACCUUGAGAAGUUGAUGGAACUGCAUUACCAAGACCUGCGGGAAACGCCUUUGCGGCCUCAGAUUUUGGCAAGACCUGAGGAUCUUCCGCACUCCUCAGACUUUGGCUAUUUGCCCGUGCUUCUGCCCAUGCCAAGCAUGGAACAAGUUUGUGCUGAAGGAGGCUUCUAUCGUUUGGACUGGUUGCGUGCAGCUGAAAAGUUCGGACCGCAGCCGCAGCGGUGGAUGGUGUUUUUCGCUGGGAGAAGUGGCAACUGACUGAGGGUUGAUAUCUCAAAUUGC
This is a messenger RNA of Durusdinium trenchii, 1764 nucleotides long. The record is from the annotation of a GenBank genome assembly. Lineage: Eukaryota; Dinophyceae; Suessiales; Symbiodiniaceae.